Molecule: messenger RNA, 4100 nt
Organism: Xenopus laevis (African clawed frog)
Lineage: Eukaryota; Metazoa; Chordata; Amphibia; Anura; Pipidae
Gene: mms19.S
Product: MMS19 nucleotide excision repair protein homolog
Exons: 30
Coding region: 666-3422 (918 amino acids)
Source: RefSeq, a predicted model, not a curated record
CAGAAGGGAUAGAAGAGAGAUCAGAAGACAGAGGAAGACGUUUGCCUGGGACACUCUCAUGAGGGUUGGGAGUAUUAUUUUUGGAGCGGCUGGGAGUAUUAUCUUCAGAUCGUCUUGGUGGAUUAUGUUCAGAACAGCUGGGAGGAUUAUCUUCAGAGCAGCUGGAUUAUCUUCAGAGUGGCUGUGAGGAUUGUUUUCAGAGUGGCUUGAUUAUCUUCUGAGAGGUUGGAUUAUCUUCAGGUCGGAUGGGAGGAUUAUAUUCAGGUCGGAUGGGAGGAUUUUCUUCAUUGGGACUGAGAGGGUUAUCUUCAUAUGGACUGAGUGAAUUAUCCGCAGUGCAGAUGGGAUCUUCAGAGCAAUUGAGAGGAUUAACUUCAAAGCUUCUGGGAGGAUUAUCUUCAGGUUGGAUGGGAGGAUUUUCUUUGUUUUGAUUGAACGGAUGAUCUUCAUAUGGAUUGAGUGAAUUAUCCGCAUGCGCAGAUGGGAGGAUUAUUUCUAGAGCGGUUGUGUGGAUUAUCUUCAUAGCGGCUGGGAGGAUUAUCUUCAGAGUGGCUGUAGAGGAACAUGGGGAUCUGGUCUUUUUUCCAUGCCUAGCAGUUGCCUCGAUUGAAGAUUCUGGAGCCCAAAAGCAGUUUUGUAUCCCUUAUCUUCAAUCCCAGUCUUUAAUGCAGCUUGACCGACACACAGUCUACAUGAUCAUCACCAAUUUCAUGAAGACGCGUGAGGAAGAGUUGAAAAAUCUUGGAGCUGAUUUCACUUAUGGAUUCAUUCAAGUCAUGGAUGGAGAAAAGGACCCACGAAACCUCCUAGUGGCCUUCCACAUUGUGCAGGAUAUUAUUACUAAGAACUAUGCACUUGGUCAUUUUCUAGAAGAACUGUUUGAAGUGACAUCAUGCUACUUUCCCAUAGAUUUUACUCCUCCACCCAAUGAUCCACAUGGCAUUACUAGGGAGCACUUAAUAUUGGGCUUGAGAGCUGUCCUGGCAUCUACAUCCCGUUUUGCAGAGUUCCUACUUCCACUCUUAAUUGAAAAAAUGGACUCUGAUGUGCAAAGUGCUAAACUGGAUUCCCUUCAGACACUGAGUGCCUGUUGUACAGUUUACGGACAGAAGGAGCUAAAAGAAUUCCUUUCUGGGCUCUGGUCAUCCAUACGACGGGAGGUAUUUCAGACAGCAAGUGAAAAGAUUGAAGCAGAAGGUCUGGCUGCCUUACAAGCACUCUCUACCUGCCUUUCCCGUUCAAUACUCAGCCCUGAUGCAGAGGACUUGCUGGACUCCUUUUUAAACAGUGUUCUGCAAGACUGCAAACACCAUCUGUGUGAGCCGGAUAUGAAAUUGGUGUGGCCCAGUGCCAAACUUUUGCAAGCUGCAGCUGGUGGGUCUUCCAGGGCCUGUUGGAAAGUCACAGCCAAUGUUCUUCCUUUGCUUUUGGAACAAUACAACCAGCAUGCUCAGAUGGCGCUGCACACCAGUGCAAGCAUAUCCAAAGAGAAGAUUCACCCACCCAGCUCCUGGCUGCAAUACUCAUGCUUCGCCGAGCAACAAACAAGCAACCAUCGCAGGACAAUCCUAGAGAUGACACUGGGAUUUUUAAGGUUGCAGAGCAGGUGGCUUGAUGAAGAAGAUGAAAAUGGUCUGGGGAGUUUGAAGGAAGCCCUGUGCAGCAUGGUAUUUUCAGCAGUGACUGAUUCCAGUACUCAGCUACAUCUAGUGGCUGUGAGAAUCCUGACUGCCCUAGCGAUGCAGCAAGGCUUCUUGUCAUCCAGGGACACUGACCUAGUCGUUGAUCAUUUGACAAGACUCAUCUUACAGGAAAGCGACAGUGAAAGCUGUAUGGCAGCAGUUGAGGCCUCGGGAACCCUGGCUAAAGUUCACCCCUCUGCAUUCAUCAGUAGGAUGCUGCCACAACUCUGUGCAAACUUGCAAACAGAGCCAAAUGAUAUUAAUCUGAAUGAAAGCAGAGUGGUCUCUGAGCAUUCCGUAAGGCGGCAUUGUCUAGAGGCAUUAGCUGCUGUGUGCACACAUCAGAGUAUUCUUAAAGAAACUGUUCCUAUCCUACUGGACUAUAUAAGGACAGCGCCCAAUGGAGAAGGGGAGACAAAUGCUGAAAAUGUGGUGUCUGUAUGUAAGAGCCUAUAUCGUGUUGCUGUACAAUGCCAAGAAGACUCUGAGUCUCUACAGUUUUACCAUCAAACUGUGUUACCCUGCCUACUGUCUUUAACUGUACAAGCUGCAACACAAGACAGCGAAACAUCCUCCCAUGUUCUGCUAAAGGAUGACAUUCUCACUGCAAUGGUGCCAGUUAUUAGUGCAGCCUGCACCCAUCUCAAGCCCGAGUUAGCCUCAAAAAGCGUCUCCCAGAUUGUGGGUUUAUUUCUUGAUGGGGACGUUUCUCUGCUGCCUGAAAACAAUUUUUCAAGCAAAUUCCAACCCUUCCAGGUAAAUGGUCCCACAGAGCUGCAGAACCGCUUAGUGUCAUUGUUAAUGGCAUUUGUUUGCUCCUUGCCAAGGAAUACUGAAAUUCCACAUCUGAGACGAUUGCUGCAGCAUUUGUUAUUAUUGAGUCUCGCCGGUUGCUCACCAUUUGCAUAUUCCUCUGCCUCAAAGUGCUUUGCUGGUCUAAUAAAUAAAUGUCCCCAAGGGGACCUGCUGGAUGAUAUACUUCAAGUAACCACUCAACGGAUAGAUGUGGGGCUGGCAGAUGAACCCAGCAGGAACCAGGCCAUUACUCUUCUAGUCUGGGUAACCAAAGCCUUGAUACUGAGAUACCAUCCUUUGAGUGGGCAGCUCACUGAUAAGAUGAUUGGUUUGCUGUCUGAUAAGCAGCUAGGUCCUUCAGUGGCAAACAUGUUCUCCUUGCUGGUAUCAGACUCACCGGAUGUCCUUAACAAAGCCUGCCAUGCAGAUGUCCGCAUCAUGUUCCGGCAAAGAUUCUUCACAGAGAAUGUCCCAAAGCUAGUGCAGGGAUUUAACUCUGCAAACGGAGAUGACAAGCCAAACUACUUGAAAGCUCUCUCCCACGUCCUUAACACAUUGCCAAAGCAAGUUCUCAUGCCUGAGCUUCCAUCGUUGUUAUCCCUGUUGCUUGAGGCCUUAUCCUGUGCCGACGAGGUUGUUCAGUUAUCAACUCUGACCUGCUUAGAACCUCUGCUGCUAGAGGCGCCCGAGACACUGAACGUUCACAUAGAUGGUCUUAUUUCUAAGCUCCUCCGUCUGACCUCUAGUCCUGCAAUGGCUGUUCGGAUUACAUCUUUGAAAUGUAUACGUGCUCUCAUCAAGCUCCCUUUGCACAUGCUUCUGCCUUAUAAGCAACAAGUGAUCCGUGCCUUAGCAAAGCCGCUGGAUGACAAGAAGAGACUAGUCCGGAAGGAGGCAGUAGAGACUCGCUGCCAGUGGUUCUUGCUUGGAAGCCCAGGGAGCUGAGACCGCACUGAAGUUUAACUUUGCACGGAGACAAUCUCACCAGGAUGCCGCUAAUUCUUACAACUCGAUCAACUCCAUGUGACAUCUUGUUUUGUCGUCCCUCGAAUACGGACAACCCUAAAAUAGCGCCAGGACCUGCUGACGCCAUUAACUCCCUGCGGGAUGGAUCACAAAGGUCCGGCAGCUUUAUAUUGCACAUGAAUGAUAUUAGUACAAAAUGUACAUCAGAUAAAGGACUUGGCAUGAGGGAGAAGAUUACUGAUCUAUAAAAUAUAUAAGAUGUAUAUUAUAUAGUUCUGUGAAUGAAUAGCUAUGCCAGUCUUGUGGCCUGGUUUUAAGUUGGACAUGAAAGGUCUUUUUUUUUUUUUUUUUUUACUGUGUGAGUAGUAAAGUCAAAGGGAUGCUCUCCUGCUGUUGUAUAAUAAGAACUAUAUCUAAAAACAUGAGGUACAUUGCCCUUGAGUCCAGGUAAAUACGGAUUCUCUUGCCCAUUUUAACUUGAUGCUGCUAUUCAAACCAGAUUCGUUCCCUGCCUGAGGAUUAACAUAGGAAAGCAAUUAUUCCUUUUACAGUACAGGUAUGGGAUCUGGAAACCUGUUAUCCAGAAAGCUCCAAAUUAUGGAAAGGCUGUCUCCCAUAGACUCCAUUAUAAUCAAAUAAUCCAAAUUUUUAAAAAUG